Messenger RNA from Lytechinus pictus (painted urchin), 8311 nucleotides. Its product is annotated as EF-hand calcium-binding domain-containing protein 12-like. The transcript is spliced from 11 exons. The record is from RefSeq and is a predicted model, not a curated record. Bases 3289 to 5346 code for a protein of 685 amino acids. NCBI's taxonomy places the organism in Eukaryota, Metazoa, Echinodermata, Echinoidea, Temnopleuroida, Toxopneustidae. Gene Ontology annotation, molecular function: calcium ion binding.
AAUUAUUGUUGGCACAGCAACAACUGACGCCCGAAGAGAAAAGCACACCCAAUGCAAUGAAAUGGAACACAAAGAUGACUUAUCAUUUGAACAUAAUUGGUGAAAUUUUUCUCCACAGAUCGAUGGGAAGACACCAGUAAAAUCGCGGCAUGGUUCCAGCCCUUACCUGUCCGUUGCUAUGAAAGCAAAUUUGGCGGCAUUGGAACAGCGGAUGGCAAAAUUCGGGGUGAAGAGACUAGAGUUUCAGCAGAUGAUUCAAAAUUAAUUGUCGGUCUCGUCGUUAUUUUGUCUUUCUUUCCCAUUUAAUUUUUCUCGUUCAUUUUUGGGGGAUUUAAAGGACCAUUGAUGUAGUAAAGGAAAUGACAAUAGCGAGGGCAGUAGUUUUGUGUUUUAAUAUGGAACCAGUAAAUUAUGAUAUUGAAGGAAGUUGCAAUAAAACAAUGAGCAUAAUUAUGAAAAGGAUAGUGUAAGAAUAAUAGAUUAAGGCCAUUAUGAUGAAAUUAAUUUAUGUACAUUAUCUUCAUUCAAAUUAUUUCAUCAAGAAGGCGUACCACACUUGUAUUCAAGAAAGAUUUAGCAUUGAGUGAAUUAAAGAUAGUCUUCAAUGACCUCUUAUAUCACAAUGUUCCCUAAAACUUUGUUUGAUUUAUCAAAGGAAUGAUAUGAAAUCCAAAUUUCCUCUUCGCUUUCCCUAUAUCGGAGGCCGACGUAGAUCUUAUAAGUAUCAUUGAGCCAUUAAUUUUAUUGUAAAAAAUAAACUAAUAUAAAAUCCAAGAAAUUACAAAGAAAAUAUAUAUUCUACGCAGUUGUUACGCCCUGGUACUAAUUAUUUUGCAGUACAAUAAUUAUUUUUACAUUCUAUUGUUUGUAUUCAUAUCAUUCUUAAUUUUAUAUAAAUUUAAUGUAUUGUACGUAAAUGGCCAAACAGUAAAUUUUGUUACAGAGUAUUUGAUUUAUUGAUUUCUUUCCAUUUAUGAAAGACAAGAGUAUGAAACUUAUUUGCCAUUUGUAUUAAUUCUACAUUCACCUUGCCAUUCAUUUCAUAGACUGAAAAAAAUAAACAACAUCUUGACUGCAAAGACGUGAAGUUUCAAUAACAUGUUGCCCAUUUGACUCUUUGUCUGUAAUGAAAUUGACUGAAACGAUGAUGCUGCGCCAUUUUCUGGUUGAUUCCGUUUUGGAUUGUUGUAUUAAAAAUUCUGAGUGAUUGAAAAUUUAUAUAAUCUUAACGAGAGGGGAUUGAUAUGGUCAGCAGAGCAGAGGAUUAAUAUUCAUUGGGGACCUCUAUUGUUGCAUCCACCCCCUAAAAAAUACAAAAGAUAAUCCUCUUCUCCGAUGCCCAUAGUUUGAAUGAGCUAGUGUUGAUCUACUAUUUGACAUAGGUUGUGUGGCUGAUUAUCUUUUGGUGAUUGACUGGAGCGACUAAAAACAAAAACCAAGUUAUUUGAUAGAUUUUCAUGAAUGACUAUCAGGACUAUCGGCAUGGCAGAUUAAAAAUAUGAUUUUAGAAAAUUAUGAACAUUAAGUAAAAUCUCCAAAAUAAUAAAUUCUACUCAGUAGCGGAUCCAGGGAUGAGCCCCCUUAAUUUGACACUUUUAUCAUGUAAAAAGAAACGGGAAUUACGGGUACACGGACCUUGCUCCCCGCUUGGAUUCCCCACUGUACUGAAUUACCAAAUAAGCAAAAUAAUAAUAAUAAUAAUAAUAAUAAACAGACCAAAAUAAUUAAAGACUCCCUCAGACAAAAACAGAACCCCAAACAAGCGAGCAUGCAUCUGAAAAUGAAAACGGCAAACGGGUAUGAAACCAUGCAAGUUGGAAUGUUACCAAAACAAAACACAAAAACAACAUAAACAUAACAUCGAAAAGCAAAACAAGUGAUUGAAAGUAGGAAAUUGAAAUUCAUAAACAAAAUAUAAGAACACAAAAACCCCAAACAAACGAGCAUGCAUAGGAAUAUGAAAACGGCAAACAGGUAAGAAACCAUGCAAGUUGGGAUUAUAUAAAUACCAAAACAAAACAGAAAAAAAUAACAUGAAAUGUAACGUCGCAAAGCAAAACAAGUGAUUGAAAGUAGGAAAUUAUAAAUCAUAAACAAAGUAAAAUAAUACAAAAGGAGUUUUGCCUGUAAAAGAGGGAAGAAAAAAUACAAAAGUUAAUUAUUAAACAUGUAUUUUCAUAGAAUGAAUAAUGAAACAUAUAUAUUCAGUUUACGCCAUCACAUGGCGAAAUUUCAAACAAUACCGUUCAGUCUCAAUUCUUCCACCUGUUCUGUUAUUUCUAGUGGACUAAUUAGGUUUUAUUGUUGCUAUUAUUAAAAAGUAAACACUAGAAAUGCAUAAUUAAGAUGUGGAGAUCACAUAAAAGGAAUAAAAAACAGUAGGGGGCCUAAGCAUAAGAGAAAUUCGAAUAGUUAACAUCAGAUAAAUCGCGCGACCGAAUUCUGGGCGGCGUGACCGAAUACUGGGCGGAAAACACCACCUCGGUCUAUCGGCAAUAUUUUGUUCAACAAUAUUCAAUAUUCUAAAUGAGUUCAAUAAUCUGAAAGAGGACAAUUUUUUCUUUCUCCUGGUCGGUGGAUUUACAAAUAAAUGAGGUAGGUAUUUAUUUUACCGGCGAUUUCCCCUUAAGUGACCGAAUACCGGGCGCGUUACCCUAAACGGGAAGUUCACUGUGAAUUUCUCAUUUUUUUGAAGGUUCAUGAUGACUACAAUUUUGUUCUUUCAAGAGCAGGGAUAAAACAAUUUGUUGAUAUACUGAAGGUACAAUAAAAACUGUUUUUUUAGAAAGUGAUAUUUCAUUGAUUUUUUACUAGGCCUAGGCCUACACGAUAUAUGGGGAAGCUGCUCGCAUAUGACGUUGCAAAACAAAAUAUUGAAAUUAUAAUAAUACUAUACUAGUCUAUAGAUAGGCUAGAAUGCUGGUUGCUGGAUGCAAUGUUUUCAUUUUUCAGUUUAUUUGGGUGGCUGUUUAUAAAGGAAGUCUUCCCCAUAUGUUCAAGAUGAUAAGGUGUUUAAGCUCUUCAGGAAUAUAUGCAUGGUAGGUUCCCAUUUUCAUCACCUGGGUUGAGUGCAACACAGUGUGGAUAAAUCCUGUCUUAGUUUCUGAAGGAAAUUAAUGCCAUGGUUGGUAUUUGAACCCACGAUCCUCAGACUGAAAGGGGAUGGACAGAACGACUUGAACACGAUGCUUCCACAGGACUUACUUCUCAAACUUACUUUACCAGUCCUCUAUUUUCAUAUUGAAGGUUUCUGAAAGCUAAUAAAGAGAAGAGAGACCUGGCUUCAGGAUGGGAGAUGAAGAGGAGAGUAGAGGGGAACAACCUGUCACGGCAGAAAUGGAAAAGAAGAGCAAGAAACAGGGAAAACAGAAAAGGAAGAGGAAAGAGAAACACUCCAAGGGAAAUGUAACCUUCAUGGAGGAUUGUUUAGAUUUUGGUUUGCUUCGACUUUUUAAUCCUGAUAGUACAGAGUUUCUGCCAAUGGAGGAACAACUUAAGUUGUACAAGCACAGAGAUCUUAGCCGUACCAAGACAUAUAUCACAGCUGCCAGGGUCUUUGGUAAUCCAAGAGUUAGGAAACGUGUUCACAUUGCUCCGAAGAUGGAUGGUGGUCAGGGUGGAAAGAGUGUGAACACAAGAAGAGCCAAAGCCGAGAUGGUGCAGGAUGGAAGACCAAGGUUAAAGCCUAUCAACAAGGAUGAUAUCGUCUUGACAGAGAGGGACAAACAAAUCAUUCAUGAUAAUGAGGUGCAAGAAAGAAUGGCAGAGUAUAAGAGCUGGCUUCAUGAUCGAAUGGCACUGCGGGCUGGUCUAGAGUCCAUGGGUUUGAAGGAAUCCUGGCUUAGAGCUAAACCUGACCCUACACCUUUGGAGAGAAGAGUCCUUUUACAGUUGGAGGAAGCAAGGAGAGUUGCAGAAGCUCUGAAGUUGAAAGUAGAUGAUGUUGUCAAGGAAGUGAUCAUCAAGACGGAAGACUUUUCUGAGAAGGAGCCCAAACCUCAACCAGAAGGUAUGGGAAUCAUCGCUAGCUACCUGGCCAGCAAGAAACAACGUCUUAUAGAUCUUUUCUCCCAGGCUGAUAAGGACAAGAGUUGGGCUAUCACUAGAGAUGAGCUCAGGAACUGUAUCAAGGAGGCAAAGAUCCCAAUCUCAGAAACUCUAUUAAAUGAGGUGAUAGACAGCUUAGACUCAGACUUCAAUGCCGAAAUCGACUAUCGCGAGUUUGUGCGGGGCAUGGAAAGAUACCAGUUGGAAGAAAGGAAACGGAAAAUUAUCGCUGAAGAGGAGAGAAAAAGCGAGACCAGGAGCAAGUCAAACCCUGAAUGUCGGACAAAGAUUGUCCCGAUCAGUGGUCUUGCUCCAGUAAAGGAGUCUGUAUCGUCACCUGUAAUGCCCACCGAUAGAGAGGAAGACAAGAGGGAAGUUAAUACACCCGACUCGAUGGCAUCACUCCUGGAGAUACCCAAACAUGACAUUACUGAACGGAGAGCGCUCAAUCCAGACGACAUGAUUGAGAAGAGAAAGAGAGAGAAAUUCAUGUCAGAUAAUUUGAAGAAGAAGAGGCUCCCACGUGUGAUCCAGAGUCCAUUGAAGACAGGAAACAAGGCCGUAGAUCUCCAUUCCCAGGUAUCAACCUUAGGAGGGGAUCUAGGUGUAGAGAUCCACGACUACAGAGCGGCUAGACUAGCCGAGUACCAUGCUAUUCUCAGGCUGUGUGAAGAGAGGGGGAUUCCCCUUACACCAAAACUACUUCAAAGAGCACUCUUGCAUCCAGGUGAUAAGCGCGUCAACCAGUUGAAGAAGCGUAUCCGCCAACCCGGCACCCACACCAUGUCCAACAGGUUCGCUGAGCCGCCGAAGCCUCCAGAGUCUCCCGAUGAAUUCCACGAUAUGGAGAAAGUUGUUGUCACCAAAUCAGGAGAAGUACUGGUCGACUCUAAGCAUGUGUACCCAAAGAAACAUGACACAUGGCCUAAACCAGAAAUGCAGAACCUUUCAAGUGGCAAAGCCUUCAUAUCAAGGAAGAUUGAUUGCUGGAUGACUUUUGAAGAAUAUGAAAGACUGACCGGUCACCUGAAGCAGCGAUACGUCAGCCUUGAGAAUGCUCCAGAGCAUGAUGUCUUCUGGCCAGGCUUCCUCCUAGAUAAGAUCCAGCUCUGCAUGCCAGAGACCAGACCAAGGAACGAGAGGACAAGCCACGCCCUGUUCCAGCCCACCAGGGUCCGUACCAAACGCUCUAAUCCAGGUUAUAACAAUGACAUCUCUUACUGGGUGGUGAGUGAUCAGAACUACCUCAAGACUGGAGGGAUUGACGAGAGGAAGGUCUAUAGCAUUGACUGGAAAUGAACAAUCUCCCAGAGACUUGGUGAAGCGACUUCAGUUGCUUUGUUAAAUAUAUGAUCCAACAACUUUCAGUAACACCUUAAAUGUCUGCUGAAUGGCAGAGUUACAAUAAUCAUAACUCUUUAUGAAACAGGAUAGCUCAAUACACACCAGCCGAACAUGGUAGACACUUGUAGACACCUUCUUGAAAUGAAGAAUCCAUAGAACCAUAACUUGGUUUUCAAUGAAAGAAAGUAAAAAAUAAUGUUCCAAGGUACAGUCUUUCUUCUACUCUGUGAAAAGUUCCUUCUAGAGUGAGAGUGUUUCAUUAUGCUUGUGGAGCGUUGUGGUUCAGUGGAUUAGUCAACAGACAUUGAAACCGAGGAUUGUGGGUUCGAAUCCAAGCCAUAGCAUAAUUUUUCAGUAAGAAAUUGAUCCACAUUGUGCUGCCCUCAACCUGGGUGAGGUGAAUGGGUACCUGGCACUUGAGCGAGUAACAUCUAGCUUGGCUGUGUUUCAGUUAUUGUAAAGGACUUUAGACUUCUGAUAAAGUAUCAGGCACUAUAUAAGAAAGGAAGUAUAAUUGAUGCCUUACACUUUAUCUGACACAGUCUAUUUCAUCCAGCAGUUACCAUAGUAUAGUCGGGACUCCCAUGCUUCUUAGCCAAGCAAAAUCAAGGAAAUUUGAUAGAUCUGAUAAUUUGUCAGAGGACAAAGUUUGAUGAAUUACUCUCCAGAAGAUUUAUCUGCAUUUUGACUAAGAUUGAUCAACAAUUUAAAACAUUUUAAAACAAAAAAAGAAACAUUCUUGCAUGAAUACAGAAAAUACUAGGUAAAUUUGAAUUUUUGCUAAUAAAACUAAAUAAAGUUUAAUAAAUGUGCUGACUGGAGGAAGGGUCCCUGCAAGUGAAAAAAGGGCUCAUACUAAUGACUUGAUAUAGAAAGCUCUCAUUCUAUUCUAUCAGCAAAAACCAAAAUAUGCUAAUGGCCUUGCAUGAUGUACAUUUUUUUUAUGCACGCCUAGACUAGAGAUUAAUUCAUGUGCCUCUUUUGAUAUAUCUGUGAUUUCAUUAUUGUGUCUACAUACACAAAAGCAAUAACAUUUUGUAACGGUUGUAAAAAAAAGUAUUUUUUUGUUUGGAAAAAAAAUCUGUUUAGAAAGAAAAUAGUAUUUUUUCUACCAUUGUCAAGUAAUAAUAUAUUUGUAUAUAAACAUAAAAAAAAAAACUAUUUCACAUACGUAUUUAUCACACUUUUAUAUAAAAAUGAAUAUAAUUUUAUAUACAUGUUUUUGAUAUUUUAUAGGUCAGUGUAUAUAUUUGUCAUUCCUAAUUACUGGUCACUUUCCCAACAUGCUGCACUCUGUGUAUUAAUUAUAAUUUUGAUUAUACACCUCUUAUAAACACAGUGGAUUGAUUGCAUUUACAUGAAAUUAGCAGGGUUUUUAAAAAAAGAUACCAUGAGGGUAUUCUUCUGCCAAAUUUUGGGUUCAGAUUAUUUAUUGCUCCUGGGGGUGUUUCACAAAGUUAAGUGUGACUUUAGAGUCAUGCUUAAAGGGGAAUCCAGCCUUGGCCAUAAAAUGUUGUGUUGGGAAGGAGAAAAAUAAAUUAAACAGAAUGGUGAAAGUUUGAAAGAAUUCGGACAAGCAAUAAGAAAGUUAUAGCUGCUUUAAAAUUGAGAUCACUAUUAGUAUGUAGAUUUCAAAAUGGCAACUGGGUAAGUAAAUUAUGACAAGGGGCAAGGACAACUUUCCCCGUAGGCCAUGUACUUUAUUAUCAGGGAUUUGUGGUUUUUUCCUAAGUACCCAUUCCCCUGGGGCAGUAAUCUAAAUAUAACCCAGGUAGUAUAUUGUUUAAUGUCCUCAUGAAAGAAAAAUAAAAUUUGAAAUAAAACUUUUGGGAAAAAUGACAUUUUAGCCAUAAUAUGAAUUGGAGUACAUGGAAGAGUAGUCCUUGCCUUACAUCACUACGACAUCCCAUAUGCGGCCAAUUUGAAGUCUCCAUGAGUAUAGUGAUUACCAAUAUUUACAACUUUUAAAAAUUCAUAACUUUCUUGUUGUUUGUCCAAUAUUGUUCAAACUUUCACCAAUCAACUUGUCUGAUUUUUCUUUUUCUUAUAAAAACAAGUUUUUAUUUGGGUUGGAUUCCCCUUUAAAUGUCAACACAUGUAAUUUGAUUGAUAUGCAGAAGUACGCGUCCUUUGUGCAUGACCUGACCAAUGUGGAGAUGCGUGCUAUGGAACAGAAAUUUAAGUGCGACUCUAAGUAACUUGAAUCUUUGUGAAACAGCCCCCUGGUUUUCAUUUGUAUUCAGUUUUAAUCUAGUUUGUUACACCGUUUGGUUGUCAUAAGUAGAAUAAUUUAGUUAAAUCCUCCCCAUAUGUAGAGUUUCUAUGAUUGUAAUCUAUUCAUGUUUGUUUGGGUCACUGAUUCAUGCCUUGUGUAAGGAUUUCUUAUUUGGAGCCAUGCCAUGCAGUGCCAAAAGACUAUCAUGUCAUCACUUUGGUUCUCUAUUAUCCCCAUAGAUCAUUCAUCAAAGUUUGUACAGGAAUUAUCUAUUGUCAUCAAAUACAUAUCUACAUGUAUUCAGAGUUAACGCCUUACCUUUGGUUUUGUUCCUCAAGCUAAUAUGACCUUUUCUCAACAAAUAAUCCAAAUUUGUGGUUUGGUUUAAUAUGGUUUUUCAUACUGAACCAGAAGAAAUCUACCAAAUUACACACGGCUUUUAAUCUUUAUAUAAGCCAAUAGUUUGGGAUUAACAUUGUCCAUGAUAUUUGAUGCUAGGAAAUUAGAGAAUGAAAAUCAACAAUCCUUGAAUUAGCAGCAUCAUCUAGAUUAGGGCUGUUGAGAAAGGGUAAAAAGUAAAAAUGAGAAACUUCAUCAAUGAAUUUUGUACUGUAUAAUAGUGUAGUCCCAAUAGUGAUACUCUGGGUUAUCCAAUCUUCUUGCCAUCUCACCGGCCAAUAAAUUUUCUUAUUUCUUAAUACAAAA